This is a messenger RNA of Centruroides sculpturatus (bark scorpion), 868 nucleotides long. RefSeq lists its product as uncharacterized. Lineage: Eukaryota; Metazoa; Arthropoda; Arachnida; Scorpiones; Buthidae. The transcript has 6 exons. Bases 151 to 636 code for a protein of 161 amino acids. The record is from RefSeq and is a predicted model, not a curated record.
AAACAGAUUUACUGUAACGACGCGUAAGAAGUUAACGUUACAAAACCUAAAGUUUGGCAGAUAUAACAAGGUAUUAAUAAAUUUUAAUUUUCCUGGUAACAUAUCAGAAGUCACGUGAUAUAACAUAUAUAUAUCUAUCUACCACACGAAAUGAAAACAUCAAUGGAUAUGACACCAUUACUAAUGUUAUUCAUAUUUGCUAUUGUUCUUUCUCCAACCAAUUCUAUUGGAAUUUUGGAUGUUAUUCCUGUAGAUCCGAAUGUUAUUCCCAUAGAUCCGAACGUUAUUCCCAUAGAUCCGAACGUUAUUCCUCUAGAUCCAUUGAAAGACCUUUCAAAGACCAUGGAUAUGUAUUGUGGACUGAGUUGUACCGAAAAAAGAGACUUUCGAUUUUGCUUGAUUGAAAAUGGAUUGCAAACUGUUCUGGAUUUCGCUAAAAACUGUGCUCAAGGACUGCAGUUUUUUUCUACAACAGACGAGUUAACUGAGUUCGUUUGCAAACUCACAGAGGCCUCUCCAGAAGUGUUUGGCGAAUUUCUGAAAUGUCACAGUUCAGCUCAAAAGACCUUCAGUAUUACCAAUCCAAAGGUUUAUCUGAUUAUCGCAAAAUGCCUGGAGACUUCAAAAACAUGUUAAAUUGAAGUAAUUGGAUUUUCUUCUGCACGUUGACAAUUUAUUGAAGAAUUACAUUUAACUGAUCGUUAUAAUUCUUAUUUGAUGUAUAACAAAUUGGUAUAAUUAUAUCAAUAUACAAAAUUGGUUGGUAUAUAAAUUUUUAUUUGUAAUUUGUAGAAUUCUUCUACUCAAUUUCUGGAUAAUGCCUAAUUCUCUGAAAUAAAUUCAUUUUGUUUAGUCAAAAUAGCUAAAA